GAGACGGAGCUGAGGGUCGACCCUGCGGAGGCUGGGCAGUGCGCGGGCCGUGCGGAGGCUCUGAGCCGGCUGUGCGGAGGCUGUGCGCGGGCUGUGCGGUGGCUCUGAGCCGGCUGUGCGGAGGCUGUGCGCGGGCUGUGCGGUGGCUCUGAGCCGGCUGUGCGGAGGCUGUGCGCGGGCCGUGCGGUGGCUCUGAGCCGGCUGUGCGGAGGCUGUGCGCGGGCCGUGCGGAGGCUGUGCGCGGGCUGUGCGUUAACAGAAGGAUCCAUGGAGAACAGUGAAAACUCAGUGGAUGCUAAGUCCAUCAGGAAUUCGGACAUAAAGCCCUUCCAUGGCAGCAAAUCAAUGGACUCUGGAAUAUCCUCACAAAAUGACAAUACUUACAAAAUGGAUUAUCCUGAAAUGGGCUUAUGUAUAAUAAUCAAUAAUAAGAACUUCAAUAAAAGUACUGGAAUGGCGCCUCGGUCGGGUACCGAUGUCGAUGCAGCAAACCUCCAGGAAACCUUCAGGAACUUGAAAUACGAAGUCAGAAUCCAAAACGAUCUUACCCGCGAGAAGAUUGUGGAACUGUUGCGUGGCGUUUCUAAAGAAGAUCAUAGUAAAAGGAGCAGUUUUGUCUGCGUGCUUCUAAGCCAUGGUGACGAAGGAGUAAUUUAUGGAACAAACGGACCUGUGGACCUGACAAAAUUAACGAGUUUUUUCCGAGGGGAUAACUGCAGAAGUCUGGCUGGAAAGCCCAAACUUUUCUUCAUUCAGGCCUGCCGAGGUACAGAACUGGACUGUGGUAUUGAGACUGACAGUAAUGCAGAUGAUGACAUGGGGUAUCAGAAAAUUCCAGUGGAAGCAGACUUCGUGUAUGCCUAUUCUACAGCUCCUGGUUACUACUCCUGGCGAAACUCAAAGGACGGGUCCUGGUUCAUCCAGUCGCUCUGUGCGAUGCUGAAGCAGUACUCGGACAAGCUGGAGCUCAUGCACAUCCUCACCCGGGUCAACCGGAAGGUGGCAACCGAGUUCGAGUCCUUCUCCUUUGACUCCACUUUUCACGCAAAGAAACAGAUUCCGUGCAUUGUGUCUAUGCUCACCAAAGAACUGUAUUUUUAUCACUAAAGACAUGUAUAGUUUUUCUUUUUUUAGUUUCGUUUCCAAGUGGGAAAAAUGAUUUUAUAUUGUGUCUCCCCUCAUUUAAAUCUAUUCUGGUACUCCCAGGGAUACCUUCAUAGCAAUAGAGCCACUAUGACGCUACCUCAAACUAAGAAUCGGGUAGUUGAAAUUGAAUUGAAUUAGGAAUAAGUAAAGGGUAGCCAUACAAUUAUAAGAAGUGAUUGUAAAUCAAAAGCUCUGAUAAUUGGCAAGUUUUAGUGGUGCUAUGCUCUGAAUUUUCAAGUAAUUAUGGAGUUAAACAUUGAGUAACGAUUCUCAUUGAUACUGAUAUGCUCUCAUUCAAGAGUAUGCAUUCUAGUUUUCAUCAAACUAUUGCAAUGAUGAUAGAAUAAUGUGUGGUGACGGGAAUAACCCGUGUCCUAGAAUUUAGGGGCCAUGUGCAUGGUCAAAGGCAUGAGGAUCUUGAUUUGGGGAUCGAUAUCUUUGGAUGACUUAGCUGUGUGUUUAGGCCAUUUAUCAGAGCAUAUGGUAAUGUUUAUGCUGAACAUGUAUUUGUUGUAAAAAAUCAUGUUUGCUGUUGAAAAAGAACCUAAAUAUUUCACUGGAAAGUGUGAGCAAUCUAAGUUGAUACUCACCAGUAGGAGAGAGUUAGAACUCUAAGGUGCUCUUCUGCCCGCACGUUCUCCUGGUGUGUCCCUGAGCAACCGGAAGAGCUGAUAGGUAAAAACCUCCCAGUGUGUCCCUGAGCAACCUGAAGAGCUGAUAGCAUCGUGAAUUGAAGACAUUCCAUGGGAACACACUGAAAUACAACUGAGAUGGCACACCGAGAACUGUGAGCAGGACCCAGUAAGUCAGUGUGGGCCCUCUGUCAUACAAGGUGGCUUGGGCCUAAGCACAGACAGCACAGCCUGUGUGAUGAAGGCAGGAAUGCAGGCUUCGGCUCCGGGAACAGGACUGUGUGCGUGGAGAGUGCCCCCAAGGAUGCUCUCCAAAUGCCCGAACCCAAUCAGAAAUGAGAUGGAAGCUUCCAAAGAUGAUGAUAGUCAGACAAAAACGAGCGCGCUCUGUUCUGCUGAAGUCUGCAAUCGAAGGGAAACGGUGCUGUUAUCAUGGCUUACGGCUCUCCCAAAUGCAAGGGCCGCGGCACACAGGACUGAGAAGGCAUCCAGUCUCCAUUGGCGCCCAUGAAACAAGGCGGGGGAGCAGGCGUGUGCGCGCGCGCACACACACCCCCAGCCCUGGAGGCGGGCUCCAGCUCCUCACUCGGGAGGCCUGGCUCAUUCUUCUCAAGCUUCCUUUUGCUCAAAGAAAGCAACUCCCACUUGUAAAUGACGGGUUUUGGUGGAGUUUUUUUUUUUUUUACUAUAACUUUUUCUAAGUAAACACAGCAUGCAACCGUAUCCACAAGUGUGCUCCUAUAUGAUGAUUUUGUAAAGAAUUGUUACGAAUUUUUAUUUCAAAAUAUAAAUUCUAACAAAAUUA
Molecule: messenger RNA, 2583 nt
Organism: Pipistrellus kuhlii (Kuhl's pipistrelle)
Lineage: Eukaryota; Metazoa; Chordata; Mammalia; Chiroptera; Vespertilionidae
Gene: CASP3
Product: caspase 3
Exons: 7
Coding region: 268-1107 (279 amino acids)
Biological process (GO): keratinocyte differentiation; erythrocyte differentiation; neuron differentiation
Cellular component (GO): cytoplasm
Source: RefSeq, a predicted model, not a curated record